This is a messenger RNA of Penaeus chinensis, 6097 nucleotides long. It is a transcript of the gene Ack-like, whose product is annotated as activated Cdc42 kinase-like. Gene Ontology annotation, molecular function: protein tyrosine kinase activity; ATP binding; protein binding. The record is from RefSeq and is a predicted model, not a curated record. Lineage: Eukaryota; Metazoa; Arthropoda; Malacostraca; Decapoda; Penaeidae. Gene Ontology annotation, biological process: protein phosphorylation.
GAUGACGACCGUGCCGAGAGGACCCGGUCUCUACGAGUUCCUCACGGAGGCCGAACUCCAGCACUACUACAAUAACUUUAAGAAUGACCUAAAGGUGCAGAAUGUCGGUCAGCUUAAAUUCGUGGCCGACGAGGACCUGCAGGCCAUGGGCAUGUCCCGACCCGAGGUGCGCAGACUCAAAAAGUUCUUCCACAAGUAUUGUCCGCAGACUUAUCUUUCCAAAUUCAAGAAGAUCCUCUUAGCGCGGAAAGACGGCCAGGACAGCCCCGAGGUGGUCGUGCCGGACGAGACGGGCGACCGGCCCAGCGUGCGCGUCCCCAGCAAGCACAUCAUCCCCGCGGACGCGAUCGUCAUCAACAAGGAGCUGGGCGUGGGCGAGUUCGGGGUGGUGCAGCAGGGCGUCUGGACCAACGAAGAGGGCGAGAGGAUUCAGGUAGCUAUUAAAUGCCUCAGUAAGGAGAGGAUGCAGACACAGCCGAUGGAGUUCCUGAAGGAGGCAGCCAUCAUGCAUACCAUAGACUCCGAGCAUAUUGUGAGACUGUAUGGUGUUGUGCUGGACACAAAUGCCCUAAUGCUGGUAACAGAACUGGCUCCUCUUCGGUCUCUGCUCGAGUGCAUCAAGGAACCCUCUCUAAGAGUGAGUUUCCCCGUCACGUCACUCUGCCACUUCUGCAUACAGAUUUGCGAUGGCAUGUCCUACCUUGAGGGCAAGAGACUUAUUCACAGAGAUUUAGCUGCAAGAAAUAUCUUGGUGUUUUCCAAAAACAAGAUCAAGAUAUCAGACUUUGGUCUAUCAAGAGCUUUAGGUGUUGGAAAAGAUUAUUACCAAACAAAUUUUAAUGUUAAUUUGAAACUCCCAAUUGCAUGGUGUGCUCCAGAAUGUAUAAAUUACUUAAGAUUCACAUCUGCCUCGGACGUGUGGGCCUUUGGAGUAACUCUGUGGGAAAUGUUCAGCUAUGGCUUCCAGCCCUGGGCUGCACUUACAGGACAGCAGAUACUAGAAGCUAUUGACGAGCCAAACUUCCAACGUCUUGAACAACCCGAAGCUUGUCCUAAAGAAUAUUACACCAUAAUGCUCAAGUGCUGGCAACAUGACCCUGCAAAAAGACCCAAGUUUGCAGAUCUUAUGGACAUCUUGCCUGAUUGCAAGCCAGAGCAAGUCCAGGUAGUGCGGGAUUGUGAGGACCCUCCGACCACACCUGGAGGCAAGAGGGACCGACUGCAGUACUCUGUUGGAGAUGUCAUCACUGUCUUAGAUAAAAGACCCGUGACAGACAACCCAGGAGUCUGGAAAGGAGUGCUGAAUACAGGGAAGACGGGACUCUUUAACCCUGCCAACACUGUCACUUACUUGGGCACGAACAUUCCUUCCAACAAAUCAUCUUUCCAGAGAGGAGAUGGCAAAAACCCUUACUCUUCACGACGCCGGCUGAGGCCAGAGAUGAUAUCUGGGCCUCAAGGAGAUUUCAAGCACACCGGACACGUAGGACUGGACGGGGCAUACUUUGGUGAUGUCUCCUUCCUCGGAGAUAAGGUCCAGGCUGGGAGAUUUGUUCAAAAAAAGCUUGAUAAGUAUCAUCAGUUGCCGAAGCAGAUUGUAACCCCAUACAAGCCGUCGGAUGAUCAUGAUCAGUCUACAUCACUGACCCGUGCAAGCUCCGAUGUUUCAGACAGAGCGCCAUUACUAAAGAAGGUGGGCGACAAGGGUAAGUCUGGCCCAGCAGCUGAGCACAACUGGUCAGACACAGCCAGUGAGGACCAGCCAGACAGUCCAGCUCGCACACGGCAGUCAGACCAUGAGUACCACGAGAUCUCUGACGAGGAUGAGCCUUUGCCCAAAGUGGAGGUAGGAAAACCGUUCCGGAGCAGCUCUUUCGACUUGGGCCCAAGCCUGAUGGACGAGGUAUUCAAGGCCCUUGGUGGUUCUGCAUCCUCUGGCCCCUCAUCUCUGGAUGCCCCUGGCUCACUCCCCCCUCUGACACCCACACAGCAGUCGCAAGCUCUUCUAGAGGACAAUGAAAACCAUAAUGUUAAGAAUGAAAUCAAGGAGAUGACUACAAAGUUCUCCAACAAGGAAUGCUCCAAAAAGAAGCAGGCUAUGGUGAAGCCAAUCUCGGCUGCAGAUCAGCGUACCUUAGACUCUGCAAUAGCCAUGGCUAAUGCACUUGCCUCCAAAAGUAUACUGGAAUUAGAUCGUAAUUUGGAAAGUUCGGCGGACUCUGAUGGUGUCCCGGACUCCCCCAUCACCCCGUCAUCUCCCAGUAAACAGGGAGGGUCUCGCUUUUCCUUCAAAUUCCAUUGCAAGGGAAGUCCAAAGCCAGAGAGACGUCACUUUAGUGCUGAAGCUGCAUCUAUACCAGAUAUUCAGUCAAGUAUAUCAGAGGAGGCCAAAGAAGUGUACAACUCUCUGGUGGAGCGACCAGGCCUGGACUGUGAACCCUUGGCCUUUCGCAGUGAGCCAGAGCCACCUGUGUGUGAGCCAGAGCCUGCGGAACACAACCCACUGAGGAUGCUUCGAGCUGGGGUCACUGUCAGGCCCAAGAUUAGGGGCAACAAACACAACUUUACCUCAGGCUCCAGCACAAUAGAGAGAAGUCACGGGAUGAAGUCUGGAGGGGUUCGGGAAGGGUUAACGACCACGGCCAAUAAUAAUUUUGACCUUGGAACACACCAGACAUUACCCAAAGGUUUUAAGCAUAAUAAAGUCCCACCUCCAGUAAAACCAAAACCUUCUCCCUUAGUCAUACCUAACUCUGCCUAUAACGCUAAUAAUGAAUUCGGGGAAGUCAGCACGACACCGGAAAGCACAAGCACUGACGGUAGCAAUCAAGAUUCAGUAAAUCCUCUCCCACUCCCCCCUCGAGAUCGAACAAGACAAGCUGCACCCCUUACUAAACCCCGCCAUCAGAGAAAACACCCACUCAUCAUCCCUGGUGGCGUGACCAACUCUCUGCUCCGAGGGGGAGGUCACGUGCCAGCGUUAGCGAGCGUGAGUGACAAAAGUGAGCACACCAGCAGUCGGUUGGUCAUCCAGCAUACCCAUAAUCCCUUGCUGGAGACUCAUGGCACAGCUGCAGCAACUACAUCACCAGCUGAUGGAUUUACUAGCGAUGAGGCUACGAGCCCUUCUGGUCCUAGACUACCACCAGCCAAACCUCCUAGAUUAUUUACAAGUACGAGUGCCCUGGAUGACAGCUUUGAGAGUCAAGUGGCCAGUGAGAUGGAUGCCUUGGAUGACAUUCAGGAGGAAGAGCAAAGUCUCUCUCCUGUAGGUCCUCUACCUCCUCCCUUUCCUAACUCAGAUGCCUUCACUAACUCUUCUGACCCUCAUGUAACCACUAAUGGCUUUGGGGAGGGACCAGGAGGCGGCAGUGGGUCCCUUUACCAGUCUGGGGAUCAUGUGUCUUGUGAAGACCUGCUGGACUUUGCCAUGGACCGACCCAACUCGAGGCGGACACAGGGACCCGCCCGAGGCACUCAGUCAGAUGAAGUCCACAUCAUGCAGAAAGUUCUCAAGAAUGAGCAAGUUUCACCUGAAGAAUGUGUUGUGGCCCUGAAUGAAUGUGAGUGGGAUGUGCAUCGUGCCCUAAAGCUGGUACAUCUCCAGCUUCUCUUGAUUGUUCACCGGGUGCCCAUAGAAGUAGCUCGCCAUACACUGGCCUCCUUCUCUUGGGACGUGAGCAAGGCUGCCUCCUACCUGAUGGCCACAAGAGGAAGUGAUGAGGACACGGCACAAGUCUGAUCUGCUGUGUUACUAGUGAAAGUCAGCCCGGUGUAAUGAUGACGGUUCAUUCUUUUAUUUUUUUUUAUUUUGUGUUAUUUUAUUUUUUUAGUUAUAUAUUCAUUUGUCGUUUCAUUUAGGGGGAGUUGUCUUUUCUUUAAGGAAAAUGCUUACUCAAUUUGUGCAUUCAGUAAUGUUUGUUACUGAAAAAUGUUAGAAGACUGAUGUGAUUAAAGAGCAACAAAAAUGUCAAAGUCAAGACAGCAAUGGAGCAAUAUCAUAAACUAAAUGCCUGUCAUAGAAUGCUUAGACAACCUUUUCUGUGGCAGCAGUUUACUAACUCAUGUAUUAAAUAUUGUUUUUCCUGUUGCAGUAUCAUUACUCUUCUUGAAUCUUGGAUGUUGAAAAUUGAAUUGUUGAUAUUUUAUUGUCUCAUUAAUAUUCUGGAGACAUACCCUUAAGGUAUGAAGCCAUUUUCUUUUUAUUUUUUUCCAGAUGGAUACUGAUUAAUGUGUCUAUAAUGUGUAAAAAGUUACCAGACUCAGACUGAGAACAUGACGUCCGUACUUAGAUUUUACGCCAAGUAAAUUUAAUCAGCCGUCCUUCAUGCCUACUUAAAUUGCCUUCAGUUUAAGCAGGUGAUGAAUUUAUGCAGUUUGUAAUUAGCAUUAGAGAAAAGAUAAAUUAUUUAUGACAUCCAACUUUUCUUCUCUGUUUUCAUUUAUCUGUGCCCAUAAAGCCUGACUCUCCAAAAGUCUUAAGAUAAUUCUCAUUUCAUUAAUAUUAAGGUAGAUCGCUGCUCUUCGGUAGAUGUUCUAUUUUCUGAUACUGUCGAAUAAUGAAUGCUCCUUUUCUGUUCAUAUUUAUCAGUAAUAAAAGUUUCUGAGGGUUUGUAAUUCUUAGGGCAGCUGAUGACUGUCAUAUGAUGGAUAAAUAAAAUAAAUAAUCUAACAUCCGUAACCAUUAGAAUGAAUUUUGGUCAAGUUUGAUAUUCCUAUUAAAGUAUGAGAUGGUUUCUUUAUUAUUGUUUAAUGCUUAAUGAUACAGGGAAGCUAAUGUAUUUGAGGAAGUUGUAUUAUGCUGCUCUUAAUUUUUUUUUGUAAAGGUAUUUCAUAUUUUUAUUCAUUCCACUAUUGAGAAUAUGUACAACUACAUAAUCAUAUUGUUUUCUUUUUUCUCUUUCUUUCUUUUUUUAUUAUUAUUUUUUUUAAGUUACUGGAACAUCAUGUGACAUGAAAUUGCAAAGCCCUCAACUGGAGAAACAUUUUCAGAAUCAAUAUAAUAUGGUAGUAAUUCCACAUGCUGUCAUUUUAUUAUUAUUAUUAUUAUUUAUUUAUUAUUAUGUUUUUUUUUUUUACCUCUGUACAUAUACAUAUUUUGUGGUAUGUGGAUGUGGGAGUUACAUUUUAAUGCAGUUGUUUAGAAUAUAUAUUUUUAUUGGAUGAGUAAUUAUGUAUCCAGUUUAGAUUAUGCAAUUUUUAGGAGUAAAUGAACAAAGUUUUUUUUUUAAGGAUAGGAAAUAGUUUAUAUUGAAAAGGCCGGUGUUUAUAAACUAGGCACUAAUUGUUUCUAAAAAAAAUUUAUAUUGGUAUUGUAUAAAACUGUCAGGAAUAGAUUCCAAGCUUAAGAAAAUAAGCAUGAAUGGAUAUGCAUUGUAGCUAUGAAACAUGUAUUAAACUGUUAUCAAGCUGAGUAAUAUACAUCAGUAUAAAUAUGUUAAGCAACUGACAUAAACCUUUUAUCAAGUAGAGGUAUUUUUUAAUAGUUUGCCAACGUCUGAUGGAUCCCCUUUGCUUUUGCCCAGUUUGUGUGUUCAAUAAGCAAGAAAAAAAAAGUUAUAUUUAUUUGUUAGUCUUCCAACUUAUAGUUAUAUUAGGUGUGUAUGAAUCAAGAGAUUAUUAAUGAGCUUUAAUCUUAUUAUUUUGCCCCAUUUAUAUAUGAAUAUAUUUUCAUUUAUGCACUUUAAUUUUGUAUUAUGUAGGUUUUUUAAGCAUUACUGGCAUAAGAACAUUAUGAUGUCUUGUGUCAUCCUGUAAGAACCAUAGGUUUUUGGAACUGCAUUGUUGCAUAUUUUCAUACUUUUGUAUUUUUAUAUGGUCGAAUCAUGUCUGGUCUGCAACAGUAUGUAUAGAUUAGGAAUCCUUGUUGGGGGAAAGAUAUUGAGCAGUCUAGUCUUGAAAGCAUAACGACUGUAGGAAGUUCACAGAGCUUGCUGUGUUAGCUCCAACCUUCAGUUGUUUUGAGUUAUACUGAGAUGUGCAAGAUACUCUGUGGUUGGAAGAUACUUGCCCAUUCUGCAGUUAUUAAGGUAUGGAGCUAUGUUUGAAGGAAGUGCAAUGUUUGUAUGCCUGUAGCUAUAUAAAACCUUACAUCUUG